Molecule: messenger RNA, 2189 nt
Organism: Paramormyrops kingsleyae
Lineage: Eukaryota; Metazoa; Chordata; Actinopteri; Osteoglossiformes; Mormyridae
Product: membrane protein FAM174B-like
Source: RefSeq, a predicted model, not a curated record
UUCUGCUCCAUAUGAGUACUGCUCGGUUUUAAGACAUAAAUUCUCCUUCAACAACCUAAACCUGAAGCAUUACAAUAAACAUGACGACAUGUCCUAUAUUGGCUUAUAUCCUUACAUAUAUAUGGGAGAUAACGCGUUAACACGCAGCCCGGAGCUGUUUCAUCUGUUUCUUCCCCAGUAACGCAGCAUCGGCGGCUUCGUCCUUUUUUAAUCCACGUUUAUCCGCAGCACAUCCGGACCCGGCGCGGCAGGUCCGGGUUUAGCUGGAUUAGCGCGGCCUAUUAUUAACCAUCCAUCCAAAUAAACCCACUGGGGAGGGGAGAUCGCGUCGGGGAGGAUCGCGGAGUGAGUUGGCGAAAACCCGGAGCGGACUUCAGUGCUGUAAUGGGACUUGUUAUUAUUUAAAGUGGCCUUAGACUGAGUCACCUUUUCAGGGGCAUGGGAAAUGACUUUAGUGACCCAACGACGGUGAUUUAACAGCUGCUUGCUUGUGCGGUACGGUGGCUCGUCAGUUACCAUUUAAAUCCUAAUCAUAUUGCGAAUUUAGCAAAAUGGUCGCCAUAUAGGUUAUAACCUACGCAAAGCGAAUCGACCGUAAGGACAUCCAAAAUGCCGCUCCCGCUUCGCAUCUGCUUGGCGUUUGCUUUUGCGUUUGCUUUUGCGUUGACUGUGGCUGCGCAUGGGGAGCUGCGCACCACGCCGGCCGAAAGCUUACGGCCGAACCGAACGGCGAGCAUCCCGGAGCCGCAGCGGCCGCGGAACGGCACGGGCGGUGCGCCGACCGUCGGAGCGCACAUCCCCCCCUUCCUGGGCGACCUGGCCACCCUUAGGGCUUUCGGCGUCAUCAUCUGCGUCUCUGCCGUCUUCCUGAUCACCUGCCUGGUCGUCAAGGUUUACAGGUCUGGGAGGAAGGUGGGGAAAACGCGGCGGUACGACAUCAUCACCACGCCGGCGGAGCGUAUCGAGAUGGCGCCUUUAAAUGAGGAGAACGAAGAUGAGGAGGACUCGACCCUCUUCGAUAUCAAGUACAGGUGAAGACCACUGUAACACUGGAUAUAGUAUGUACAAUCUAUGUACAGUUACACGACUGUUUCUGCAGGGAUUGUUAAAAAAAAAAAAGGACAAUCAGUUUCUUCAGUUUACUUGCUCCUUUCCCUCUCAUUCUAAUCUUAACCACUAGGCUACUGGAGACAUCUCUCUGAUCUUCAGAAGAAUCAUUAUAUUUUCUUUCGUACAUAAUGCGGUUCUUCCAGUGUUGGAGCUGUUGAUAUGGGUGAUCUACUGGACUUCACAUUUGUAGGUCUAUCAGUGUGUGCUUGUAGGCGUUUUAGGAGGAGGUAUGCUCAAGCAACUAGAGGAGGCAGGACCAAGACAUCUGAUUGGUUGGUCCUGCCUCCUUUAGUCGCUUGAACCCACCUUGUCUACAAUCUGAUUGGUUAUAUCUCCAAGCCAAUUAUUUUUCAUUCUGCCCUCAGAACAUUUUUGUGUAAGUAAACUUCCCAUUAGCUCCGUGUGUGUUGUGUGAAACAGAAGUUCUAUCUUAAUGCUAUGAAUCAGUUACUGUUACGCCAGAGUGUUUUAGAGGGGAUUUAAGUUUCCCUAUGGCAAGAACACUUUGUGUAUCAUUAACUAUGAUCUUCAGAAGCCAUACUUCUUAUUUUCUUCUUAUUUUGAAUGUAAUGUUAUCGUGGUUUUAUUUUCCUUUAGAACUCCAUAAUCCAGACUGAUUCUUCAGUUGUUGUGACCUUCUAGCUGUAUGAUAUUCUGUAAUAUUACUGAGAUCCUGUGUUGAAACUAGCCAUGCCACUGCCGUUUUGGGCACCAUAGAUUCAGGAACUUCUUUCUAGUAAAUAUUCGCCGCUGUCACCUGUGUCAGCUUAAAAGUAUUUUUUACCAAAACACUGAGUGUUUGCAAUGUGCAAAGCUGCCAUUUUGAUUCACAAUGUCAUGAUCUUUACUGGAACAGAGGAGUUUAGCAUCCUAAUUGUAGUUAGUCUGAUUUUAAAUGUCCUGCAUGGCCCCUAUGCCUGGUGAAAUGUAUGCAAUCCUGUCUCUAACAUGGGAAACGACAUUGUAUGACUACAGAACAUACAUAUAUACAGCCUUUUUAUUGUAUAGAUGGUAGCUCCAGCAAUGUAGGUGUAAGAGUAUUAAGCUAAUAAACUGUGCAACUCUGCACUGUGACAUAA